AUGUUAGUACAGAAAGGGGAAAACAUGGAUAUUGAUGAGUUUACAAUUGAGCGUACACUGGUCCUCUGUAGCCUCAGUGCGUGGACAUUGGUUAAGUGGAAUGUGUUUUUAGAAAGACACUCCACUUUGAAAUUCCCGCUUUUCAAUGUUAAAGUUUGUUCUUUUUCUCAUAGGAUAAAUCUUGAAAGGCGGUUUAUCCAGUAUGCCAGCAGAGCAUAUCUUGGGAUUCGUAAAUCCCUCAUCUUCGAAUUUGGUGGUAAAAAGUCCUCGGAACUAUUCCGCCUCAUUCAAGAGAUCAUCAGGAGAGAUGACGCAGCAGACGAAGACAAAGAUUUUACCGAUGCAGACAGGUUGAUGAGGCAGUUGUCCAGCAACACAAGCGAUGAUGAGUUUGACUUGGGAGUUGUGGAGGAGAUGAUGACGUCAUCUCUCAGUAAACUCCUCAAACAGCAUCUGGAGGGUCUGAAACAGCUAAAAGCCAUGGUCAAGAGAUACGCCACACCGGCACCUGAGCUUGAAACAUUGGAGGAGGUGUCUCUCGGGCGUGGGAAAAAGAAGAUCAAGAUGAACAAAGGGGUCUGGCGAUUGGCAAAACUGUACCGUGCCAUGAAUCACCAAAUCCUGACCAUGGCCUGUCUGGACCUGAAACUGGCAAAGGAAAUUUCCAUAAACAGAAAAGUGAAAAACUUGAUCCGAAGGACAGUAGAGAGCACCUGCGGUUUGAUCAAACAUUUUUGGAGUCCGAGCGCCACCAUCACGGAAGCAACUGAAGUAAAAGUCGAGGACAAAUGCAAGGAGGAGACAAGCAACGGUGAUAAAGGGAAGAAGUCUGGCUUGAGGAAAAUGAUUUGCAAGAAAGUCUUCCGACCAUCAAACAAAGUGGGUAUCAUGGAUGACGAGAGGGGACUGCUUCAGGAUAGCAGGGUCCAUGAUGCACCUCAAAACGUACCGGUAGAGAAGACUCUCUCUCCUGACAUCAUUAGAACCCCGUCCCUCACCCUAUUAGAAUACUGCAGUAGCCCAGAUACCAUGUCCCUCAUGAGUGAGGACACCAUGGCCACCCAGGUUCACCCGGACAAGGACAAGCCCGCAGCCACCAGCGAGAGGGAUACCCCUAUAAAAGACCGGUACAAUGUGUAUGUCAGGGUUAUCCAAAAGUACAAGAGUGAACAGAAGGGACAUCUGAAUCUCAAAGUUGGCCAAAUCCUGAAACAGAAGGCACCAGUUAACAAGGAUGGUCUUGCCUUUGGCUGGAAGCGUGCCAACAAGAUGGCCCCCAAACAUUAUGGGUAUUAUCCUGAAUCCUGCGUGGAAGUGAUGACAAGCUGGAAGUAAUGGCAAGCUGGAAGUGAUGGCAAGCUGGAUGACAGGCUGGAAGUGAGUCCCCUAUUACACAUAUGAAGUCAAAUGUACAUAAUGAAGAAAUUCGAAAUUCAAAAUUCUAGGGCUUAAUUACUGAUUACUUAAUUAUCUUCAGAGUUAUACUAAAGACCUGAUGGGGUGCUGGUAUCCCCAGUUUUGUGGCCGCGACAGACGUUUAAAAACUUCAGGCAUUUUUAAGCUUUUGUAAAUUUUAAUUGAAUAAAGAUAAAGAUCUGAAGUUAUUGACAUUAAUUUACAGGUAGGUUUAGUACAGAUCAGUAUAAAAAAUAUCUUUAUCUGUUAUAUUAUUUUAUCCUGUACGGCAAGGGUCAAAACUGACCAUUUUACACUGGCAAAGUUAUAAAAUGCCGUCUCGAAUUUCACCACUCGUGGCACAGAUUACAUGCCUGCUACUUACCUGCAAUGGUGGUUCUGUCUAGAGACAUUCCAUAUCUUGUGCUGAAUU
Molecule: messenger RNA, 1828 nt
Organism: Liolophura sinensis
Lineage: Eukaryota; Metazoa; Mollusca; Polyplacophora; Chitonida; Chitonidae
Exons: 9
Coding region: 1-1335 (444 amino acids)
Molecular function (GO): protein binding
Source: RefSeq, a predicted model, not a curated record